This is a messenger RNA of Adineta ricciae, 330 nucleotides long. The record is from the annotation of a GenBank genome assembly. NCBI's taxonomy places the organism in Eukaryota, Metazoa, Rotifera, Eurotatoria, Adinetida, Adinetidae.
AUGACUGUGUGUAAAGUGUUUUUAUACGGAUUAAAACCUUGUGAUAUUGGUAGUAGCACGAAUGACAACAUUUCUGACGCGACGUAUCAACGACAAAAUUCAUUAACAUCAAUGUUCGCCACGGAAAAAUCAGUGCCGGCAGAGAACAAUUUUUUAAACAUCGACAUUAAACCUGUCUUAACGCCAAUGAGUUCGCGUUCUUCAACAGCAAGUAGUGACACAGGUCAUGAAUCAAGUCCCAUCCGUGUAGCCAUUCGUCAAACACCCCGCGGCCGUUAUCGUAUUUGUGUUUCUCAAUCAUUACUACGGCCACGUGUCGGUGAUAUUUAA